Molecule: messenger RNA, 4756 nt
Organism: Esox lucius (northern pike)
Lineage: Eukaryota; Metazoa; Chordata; Actinopteri; Esociformes; Esocidae
Gene: myo3b
Product: myosin IIIB
Exons: 38
Coding region: 148-4248 (1366 amino acids)
Biological process (GO): protein phosphorylation
Cellular component (GO): myosin complex
Molecular function (GO): ATP binding; protein binding; cytoskeletal motor activity
Source: RefSeq, a predicted model, not a curated record
UAAAAUUGGGUUGACUUGCAAAGACAAAAGGCCCCUCCAACGUAAUGACCGAUACCGCACAAAGGCACUAUGGCAUCUUUAAUUAGUGAAAUGGGGUCCGUGAUCAGACAUGCAGAAGACGGACGUUAAUAGCUAGGCCAAGGCCUUAUGAGUUGGGAGAUGGAAGGAUUCUCACACGCACCGAUCACACGAGUCUUAAAACUUCCGGAACAGGUGUCGUCCCUUAAUGUACUGGUUCCGUUCUUUGGGUUCGGGUUCACAACUGGAAAUACAGACGCAGCAAAGACUGGGGGAAACACUGAGGAAAGUCACCUUAAGGCCAAAGAGUUUUUCCAUCUACACGGCCGGAUAUGGAGGUCACUGUAUGGAUUGUACCCUUACAAGUCCAGUAUGAUUGGUCUGGAGAGCCUGGCCGAUCCCUCUGGUGACUGGGACAUUGUAGAGACCAUUGGUAAAGGAACCUAUGGAAAGGUCUACAGAGUGAACAACAGGAAGAACGGGAGUCAGGCCGCAGUCAAAGUCCUGGACCCAAUCAAUGAUGUUGAUGAGGAGAUUGAGGCAGAGUACAACAUUCUGAGGUCAUUGUCCAACCACCCCAACGUGGUGAAGUUCUAUGGGAUGUUCUACAAGUCAGACGACCUCUCAGGAGGACAGCUCUGGUUGGUUCUAGAGCUGUGCAAUGGGGGUUCAGUCACCGAACUCAUCAAAGGCCUGCUCAUGCGAGGCCAGCGACUGCUGGAGCCUGUUAUCGCAUACAUCUUAUACGGCGCCCUGUUGGGCCUCCAGCAUUUACACAACAACCGGAUCAUCCAUCGUGACGUCAAAGGAAAUAACAUCCUUCUGACCACCGAGGGAGGAGUUAAACUCGUUGACUUUGGUGUCUCUGCCCAGCUGACGAGUGCACGUUUGAGAAGAAACACAUCCGUCGGCACUCCCUUUUGGAUGGCACCUGAGGUCAUCGCCUGUGAGCAGCAGUAUGACUCCACUUACGACGCCAGAUGUGACGUGUGGUCGCUGGGCAUCACCGCCAUAGAGUUGGCCGACGGAGACCCCCCGCUGUCCGAGAUGCACCCCGUCAAAGCCCUCUUCAAGAUCCCACGAAACCCUUCCCCUACAUUGCGCAAUCCAGAGGAGUGGUGCAGAAGCUUCAGUCAUUUCAUUGCCCAGUGCCUGAUAAAGGAUUUUGAGACUCGUCCGUCCGUGACCCACCUUCUGGAACACCCGUUCAUCAAGCAGGCCCAUGGUAAAGACAUGGCUCUCAGUCAACAGCUCUCCACACUCAUCCAUGAACAACAAGAGCUGGGCUGCAAACUCAAGACCAAGCAUGAAAGAAUAAAUACACGAAAGACACUCAUAAUAGAAAGCAGUCCUGAUGAUGAUCUUGUGAACCUGGAGGUUUUGGACGAGGAGACCAUCAUCAAACACCUUUCUAAGAGGUACGACGAGCUUCAGAUAUACACAUACGUUGGAGACAUCCUCAUCGCUCUCAACCCUUUUCAAAAUCUAAGCAUCUACUCGCCACAGUUCUCUAAGCUUUACCACGGGGCGAAGCGGGCUGACAACCCCCCGCACAUUUUUGCCACAGCCGACGCGGCGUACCAGGGCAUGGUGACCUUCUGUAAAGACCAGUGUAUUAUCAUCAGCGGAGAGAGCGGUGCCGGGAAGACCGAGAGCGCCCAUCUGAUUGUCCAGCAUCUCACCUUCCUGGGAAAGGCAAACAAUCGGACACUGCGAGAGAAGAUUCUCCAGGUGAAUCCUCUGGUGGAGGCGUUUGGCAACGCGUGCACGGCAAUUAACGACAACUCCAGUCGCUUCGGGAAGUACCUGGAGAUGAAGUUUACCCCCACUGGGGCAGUCAUGGGAGCCAAGAUCUCCGAGUACCUGCUAGAAAAGUCCAGGGUCAUCAAACAGGCUACGGGAGAGAAAAACUUCCACAUAUUCUACUACAUCUACGCUGGUCUGUAUCACCAAGAGAAGCUAAAGAAUUACAGGUUACCUGACAAGAAGCCCCCCAGGUACAUUGAGAAUCAACAUGGUAAGGUGAUGCAGGACAUUACCUCCAGUGAACUGUACAAGGAGCAGUUUAAUGCCAUUCAGGACUGCUUCCGUAUCAUUGGCUUCACUGACCAGGAGGUCAAUUCAGUGUACAGAAUUCUCUGUGCCAUAUUGAAUACAGGAAAUAUCGAAUUCACUGCCAUUACCUCCCAGCACCAGACGGAUAAAAGUGAAGUGCCCAAUGCCGAGGCCUUAGGAAAUACUGCUGCCUUGCUCUGCAUCGGCCCCGAGGAGCUCCAGGAGGCGCUGACCUCCCACUGUGUGGUGACCCGGGGAGAGACCAUCAUCCGGACCAACACUGUGGACAAGGCCACCGACGUCCGGGACGCCAUGUCUAAGGCCCUGUACGGACGCCUCUUCAGCUGGAUAGUCAACCGCAUCAAUGCCCUGCUACAGCCAGACCUGAACAUCUGUGUGGCAGAAAGUGGUAUGAAUGUGGGAAUCCUGGACAUCUUUGGAUUCGAGAACUUCAAGAGGAACUCAUUUGAGCAGCUCUGCAUCAACAUUGCAAAUGAACAGAUUCAGUUUUACUUCAACCAGCACAUUUUUGCUCUUGAACAGAUGGAGUACCAGAGAGAGGGGGUGGAUGCCAGCCUGGUGGAGUACGAGGACAACCGCCCCAUCCUGGACAUGUUCCUCCAGAAGCCCAUGGGCCUGCUCUCUCUGCUAGAUGAAGAGAGCCGCUUUCCCCAGGCCACUGACCAGACCUUAGUGGAUAAAUUUGAGGACAAUCUGCGCUACAAAUACUUCUGGAGACCAAAACGAGUUGAGCUUUGCUUCGGAAUUCAGCAUUAUGCUGGGAAGGUGCUUUAUAGUGUGAAUGGUUUUCUGGAGAAGAAUCGUGACACUCUCCCUGCAGACGUUGUUGUGGUUUUGAGAACUUCAGAGAACAAGUUGUUACAGCAGCUGUUUUCGAGUCCAUUGACCAAAACAGGUAAUCUGGCCACAUCCAGGGCGAGAGUCACCGCUGCCUCAAGGUCUCUGCCACCUCAGCUCGGCUCAGGGCGCCACAAGUCUCCCAAAUACCUAUUAAAGGUGGACACCAUGGAGAUGAUGCGACACCCUGAGGAAACCACUAACAUGAGGAGACAGACGGUGGCCUCCUACUUCCGGUACUCCCUGAUGGAUCUGCUCUCUAAGAUGGUGGUGGGUCAGCCCCACUUUGUGCGCUGCAUUAAGCCCAACGAUGACAGACAGGCGCUGCGCUUCUGUAAGGAGAGGGUGACGGCGCAGCUGCGUUACACCGGCAUCCUGGAGACAGUGAACAUCCGUCGCCAGGGAUACUCCCACCGCGUCCUGUUUGAAGAGUUUGUCAACAGGUAUUACUACCUUGCAUUCCGGGCUCACCAGAUGCCCAACACCAGUAAAGAGAAUGCUGUUGCCAUACUGGAGCGGGCCAAACUUGAAAACUGGGUCUUAGGUAAAACCAAGGUGUUCCUGAAGUACUACCACGUGGAGCAGCUGAACCUGCUGUUGAGAGAGGUGAUCGCGCGCGUGGUGGUAUUGCAGGCCUAUACCAAGGGCUGGCUGGGGGCGAGGCGCUACCGCAGAGAGAAGGAGAAGAGGCAACACGGAGCUGUCGUCAUCCAGUCAGCAUGGAGGGGCCACACUACCCGGCAGGAUCUCAAGCAAACCAAAAAGAAGAGGGAAGAAGCAGCCAUUUGCAUACAGUCAGCAUACCGGGGCCACCAAGUGCGUAAAGACCAUGAAAUCCAGAGGCGAAAAUCUCACCCAGGGGCAGGAGUCUACACCGACCAGCGUUUUGGGUAUGAUGGCAGUCACAGAGAGAUGGUUGCCCCCGACAGCCAUGAUAGACAAGUGAGAGACGACAACAGAGACAAAGGCAGCGGAGACACAAUAGUGAAGCCUUGCAGGGAGACAGGCAGCCUCCGAGACACACAGUGUAAACAAGGUCCAGUGCUCAAGCUGCCGCAGCGAACCCAUCGCCGACGGGGCCAGCAGCCCAAACUGCUGAACAGCCCUGAAGACAGCCUCUACUACAACCAGCUAAAUAGAACUCUGGAUUAUCAGGGGAGCAAGAGGAAGCCGAGAAAACUUGGCCAAAUCAAAGUCCUGGACGGCGAAGAUGAGUACUACAAAUUAUUGUCAGCGGUGGAGUCAAUCCCAGAGGAAGACUGCUCAACUGGGCCCCCUCCCACCCUGUCAAGAGGGCCACUCGUCAGUCAGAGCUGAGCCUUACAACCCCUGUCAACUGAUUGCCUUUGAACCUGACCUCAACCAAAAAGAAAUGUACAUUUUGAUGGUCAGACUUGUAUUGCACUGUAUAUUGUAUUUAUCAGUUUUAUUAUUUAUUUUUCUGUAAGAUUUUAUGAGUUAAAAGUAAUUAUUUUCAGCAGCAACAUGAUUUGUUCGAACAAUGCUUUUGCUUUUCCACUAACAUACUACUCAAGCUACAUUGUUUAGCUUAUGUCAUCUUUGUUGGAAAUGCUUCAAUUGCAAUAGUUUUUAUAUCCAUGUAAAACUUUCUAUGCAGUAAAAUGUAGAAUAGCAGUUUAUUGUAACAUUGUAAUUCACUCCUUGUGGAAUCAGAGUUGUAGCCAGUAAUAUGCAGGUUGGCAUUUUUCUUGGCAGACUCACUGAAUACUGCUUUUACCAUUUCCCUGUUUUCACUAUUAUUCUUUGUGUCAACAUUUUGUACCAUUCUAAUGAAGCAAGUAAAAUACAUAAAGCAUAGUCACAA